CCCAGUUUUUGCCAGACUCUCAUCCACCUGUUGAAAGGGAACAUCGGUACGGGGCUGCUGGGUUUGCCUCUGGCGGUGAAGAACGCAGGCCUGGUGCUCGGCCCCAUCAGCCUGCUGUGUAUGGGGGUGAUAGCGGUCCACUGUAUGAGGGUGCUGGUGAAAUGUUCCCACUACCUCAGUAUAAAGAUGGACAGGGCGUCUCUGACGUACGGCGAGGCGAUGCAGUACGGGAUGGAGAACGUGUCCUGGCUCAGGAGACACUCGCAGUGGGGAAAACAGACGGUGAACGUGUUUCUGAUCAUCACUCAGCUCGGCUUCUGCUGCGUGUACUUCGUCUUUCUCAGUGACAACAUCAAGCAGGUGGUGGAAGCAGCGAAUGCCACCACCUCCAACUGCCACAUGAACUACACCAACCAGACGCAGGUUCUGGUGCCCAGCUUCGACUCGCGCCUCUACAUGCUCUGCUUCCUGCCCGCCGUCAUCCUGCUGGUGUUCGUCCCCGACCUCAAAUACCUGGCCCCCUUCUCUCUGGUGGCCAACCUGAUGAUGACGUUGAGCCUCAUCCUCAUCUACUUCUACUCACUCUCGAACAUCAAGUACCCCAUCGACCUCCCCAAAGUUGGGAGACUCAAAGACUAUCCUCUCUUCUUUGGGACGGCCAUCUUCGCCUUCGAAGGGAUCGGAGUGGUUCUUCCUUUGGAGAACAAGAUGCAACGGCCUCAGAGCUUCAUCCCCGUGCUGUACGUGGGGAUGGGCAUCGUCACCUUCCUCUACAUCAGCCUGGGCACCAUCGGGUACCUGUGCUUUGGAGAGACCAUCGGGGGGAGCAUCACCCUCAACCUGCCCAACUGCUGGUUGUACCAGGUUGUGAAGCUGCUCUACUGUUUCGGGAUCUUCAUCACAUUCGCCCUGCAGUUCUACGUCCCCGCAGAGAUCCUCAUCCCCCCCGUAAUUGCCCGGGUGUCGGUGAGGUGGGAACGUCCCGUGGACAUGCUGCUGCGCACCGUGCUCGUCCUCUUCACAUGUGCGUUGGCCAUCCUGAUCCCGGAGCUGGACCUGGUCAUCUCGUUGGUGGGCUCGGUCAGCAGCAGCUUCCUGGCGCUGAUCUUCCCCCCCAUCCUGCAGAUCAUCACCUUCCACACGGAGGGUCUGUCGCCGCUGGUGACCAUCAAGAACGCCGUCAUCAGCCUGAUCGGGCUCAUCGGCUUCAUCACGGGAACUUACAUCGCCAUCGAGCAGAUCAUCGAGCGCAACGGACACAAAGGCGCCGAGGCGUUCUCCUCCUUCAUGGUGCAGUGAUGACCCCAAAGACUUUAGGAAACGUAUUUGGGCACAUUUUAUAUUUAGUUUUAUCCUUCCAUUUGCUGCUGUUGGAUAUGGCGGCCACUUUUCUUUUUUAUCAUUAAUCUAUCGCGUGUUUAAGAAGCUGUAAGGAGUUCUGUUUCAUCAUGCUGUAAAAUCUGCCUCGUUUCAUCAAGUCCUGGAGAGUAGAGCAACAAUAACUCAAUAAUGAUAAAUCCAUUCCUUCAGGUAGCUUCCAGAGCUGUUAGGUAUUUAAGAGGUAGUCUAUCGUUGUGAAUAUAUCCAUGUUUAAUCAAACUACCUCACAGAAUGGUUUAUUUAAAUCCGGAUUAUCUAAACUCGUUCCACAUGUAGUGAACUUCUCCUUUAACUUAUUUAGAAGAACAUCGACAUUUGUGUUGCACUUUGAUCAAUGCCUUAUUCAGUAACGGCGCUCUACUCUGACACUAGACGCAUCAUGCAACUCUAAAUCCAGCAUCUGUAUUUUUACCAUUACCAACAAAUAAUGGGGUUGAGUGUCCUUACAUGGAAUCAAAAUCAAAAAGGAACAAAUUGGGGAAAAAAAACGCCUUUCUGAAGCGAGGCGUUGCAGUAGUGCUUAAAAGGAUGGAAGUAAAUAACACUCACCAAAGACAAAAGUAGGAGUUGUUUUUUUGUAAUUCAGAGAUUACUUUAGGCCAUUAAGUCCCAAAUACAGCUCUUCAAACAUGCAAUACUUACCUGGGUAUUUACCGAAGAGUCAUUCUUUUUGGGGCUCCGAGAUUUUACGUCAGAAUUCAGUUUUUUAUCAUUUUUCUCAUAAAGUCGGAAUAUUGAGUAAAAAGUCAGAUUUUCAAGAAAAAACUGAAUUUUAAACAAAAGUCAAAUUUGUUAUAUUUUGCGAAAAAGUCCGAAUUUUGAAUAUUUGGGAAAAACUCUGGAAUUCUGAAGUAAAAAAUGUAAUUUCUGAUAUUUUCUUAAAAAGCCAGAAUGUUCAGGAGAAAGGCAGACUCUUUUUUCAGAACUCUUCGGGUCUGAUUCAUCUGGUUCAUCCCCAAAAUCCCCAAAACGAAGUAGAAGAUUUGUCACAACAGCAGUGCAGUGUUUGCUCGCCAUGAUGCACCAAAAAUCACGUAAUGCUCGAACCUAAGAUCUGGAUUGAAGUCGAAUUAUUUAAAAAAGGGAAAUGAUCUCAUUCAGGACAAGAUGAAGAAUAUCAGGAUUGCUUUUCUUGGGAAAGCAAAUCAGGAUUUCAUUUAAAAACAGAUAAUUAUAAGCAGUAAACGCUCAGGGAUGCUCAACCCUAGAGUACACGUCACAUUACUAAACAGAACACUUCAACCGUAGAAGUAGAUCAGACUUUAGUGGUACCGUCUUUACGUGGGAGCUCUUCCGUGUUCCUGGUUUUUGAUCCAGUUGUGUUUUGAUGGUGUUGUUUGGUUAUUGAACAGCAUGCAUUUUUUAAAUCCUAACCUUGAACAUGUUUUUUUCCUUUGGUUGUAACUACAGAGCGGCUCUGCGUGUAAUAUAAUGUAAUAUGUCUGUAAUAUAAAACACACACUGUAAUGACGUGUUCUCGGUUCCACGGGUCAAACCGUCAUCGGACCGACGCGCUCUGUACGUCUGAAGCUUCGUGUCGCCGUGUUCUGUGGCAGUAUAAAGAAGGCUUAUUUUUACAGACUUUAAAUCAGCUGUUUGUGUAUAUAUCCAUUUGUUGCAUAUGUAAAUGUCUGCACACACACACACACACACACACACACACACACACACACACACACACACACACACACACACACACAGUUUUAAUUUAUUUUAAAUACCCAUGUUUUCUUUUAUUCUGGAAUUGAUGUGCUAAAAUUGCCACUUGACACUUUAAGGGACAAUGGCAUGAGGAUGAUGAUGAUGAUGAUGAUGAUGAUGAUGAUGAUGAUGAUGAUGAUGACGAUGUGAAGCUUCUGAAAGAAGAGUCAUUUUAACUUUCAUUUAUUGCUGACUAAUGAUUUUUCUAGUUAAUAAUUUCGUUAUUUUACACAAGAUUAAUUGUCUAACCCAUUUUAGAGUCAUCAUUCGAGCUGUCCGCUUCAUCGGUUUGAUAUUUGUAUUUUAAUAAAUUAACGACAACUGAUAUCUUUAUUCUCACCUCUUUAUUCCUCUCUGAAUAAAUACAUUUCAAAGCA
Molecule: messenger RNA, 3458 nt
Organism: Eleginops maclovinus (Patagonian blennie)
Lineage: Eukaryota; Metazoa; Chordata; Actinopteri; Perciformes; Eleginopidae
Gene: slc36a1
Product: solute carrier family 36 member 1
Exons: 9
Coding region: 121-1299 (392 amino acids)
Biological process (GO): glycine transport; L-alanine transport; proline transmembrane transport
Molecular function (GO): L-proline transmembrane transporter activity; glycine transmembrane transporter activity; L-alanine transmembrane transporter activity
Source: RefSeq, a predicted model, not a curated record